AAACCUACCUAAGAAAAUUGGAAUAUAAUAUUCUUUUCAUAGAUGAGAUGGAACAAAGAAUCAUUACAUCAUAAAUAACCAGUAUUUGAGGCUAGUAUGCUCCAAGAAUUUUGCCCUCUUUGAAGCUUCUUCCUCUUCCAAGAAUUAUUACUAUGUUAUCAUUAAUUCACUUUUAUGGUUAUAAUAUUCCUCCUUUUGCUAAUGUCAACAAAUUUUCUCCUUUAAAAUCCAAGACAAGAGCCUUUGGUCUCUUUGCAAGCAACAAAUCUCAUAUUUACUUAGACAAUAUGGAACAUGAAAGAGAUCAAGAUAGAUCAAUGGAUAUUAGUCUCAAAGAUCUCUCUAAGCAACUUGAAGAUUUUGCUAAGGUUAGAAAUUGGGAAAAGUAUCACAGCCCUAGGAAUUUGCUACUUGCCAUGGUAGGUGAAGUAGGGGAGUUAUCAGAGAUAUUCCAAUGGAGAGGAGAAGUGGAUAAAGGGUUACCAAAUUGGGAGGAAUCAGAUAAAGAGCAUCUUGGAGAAGAGUUAUCUGAUGUUUUGCUUUAUCUCAUUAGAUUGGCUGAUAUUUGUGGCAUUGAUCUUGGUGAUGCUGCUGCUAAGAAGAUUCUCAAGAACUCUAUCAAAUAUCCUGAACCCAAAGUCUUUUGACGAAACGAGAAUUCAUAUAGUCGACUUCAAAACAUAAUAAUUAUUAUUGUUGCUGUUGUUUUACUCAGUGUGUAUCAUGAUGAGAAUUGAUAAGUUUUUUUUGUUUGAUGGUGAAGGAAAAGAAAAGAUCAUUUUGGUGAGACUAAAAAUUAAAAAAAAAUAUACACUUACUAUUAAACUUUUGACUUAGCUUUAACUUUAAGCAAGUUGAAAUCGACUAAAUAGGUGUGGCAUUACCGUUUAUGAGGAAGAAAUAAUUAGAAAGAUAUUUAACUUUUGUUAUUGGUGAAACAAUGGGACCUUGACCUUGUCCAAUCUCCAAUGACAGAGGCAACGAGGUUUAGUUGAAUUUAUUUUGAUGGAUAAAAUAGAUAUGAAUUAUAAAGUAAAAUAUUUUUUUUUUGAUUUUA
Solanum dulcamara is the source of this 1057-nucleotide messenger RNA. RefSeq lists its product as uncharacterized. The record is from RefSeq and is a predicted model, not a curated record. The transcript has 2 exons. Gene Ontology annotation, biological process: nucleoside triphosphate catabolic process. Gene Ontology annotation, molecular function: nucleoside triphosphate diphosphatase activity. The coding region runs from base 153 to 647 and encodes 164 amino acids. Lineage: Eukaryota; Viridiplantae; Streptophyta; Magnoliopsida; Solanales; Solanaceae.